AUGCACUUGGGGUGGGAUAAAACGCUGGAGAAACCGUACGAGCAUUACUGGUUCGAGGGAAUGGCGAAAUAUGUUCGCAAAUUCGUCGAGAACUGCCAUGCCUGUCGAGUUUCGAAGGCCAGUUCAAGCAAGAUAAAAGCGGAACUGCACCACAUACCCAAGACUAGCAUACCUUGGCACACGGUGCACAUGGAUGUCACGGGCAAAUUGAGCGGGAAGAGUGACUCGAAGGAGUACGUCGUUGUGUUGGUCGACGCCUUCACCAAAUUCGUAUACCUACGUCACACCCGCAAAAUAGACUCCAGUAACACCAUCGAAGCACUUAAGUCGGCUAUAUUCUUAUUCGGCAGUCCCUGCCGGGGCCCACCCACACCAAACUUUCCUCCGGAAAAGCACAAGAGCGAAAAGCUCAGUCUCAAUCAAGCAUCUCUUCAAGCAGUCAACAAAUCGAAUACACAACAUAUAUGUGCUUUAAACAAAUUAGGACAAGUCAACCCCGAUAACAGUGCUCUACUUAACUGCAUCAUUUUGUCGAAGGUACCAUUAAGUAUUCAAAAACAAUGGGAAAUGGAGCUGCCUGACCACGAAGUGUCUCAGUAUAGUCAUUUGCUAAAAUUCCUCGAGAAAUUAGCACGGAACUCCAGACCGCUUCCCACGGUUCAACAACCAAGAGCUUCACCAGAACAAACCAUUCGGACUCGUCAACGCGCCCCACGAGGGCAUGCCAAAACUGUAAGUAAACGCUUAAAGGACUCUACAAAGGCGUCUUUAUGCUUGAACUGUCUGAAGAAGGGGCACAUAGCGCGUGAUUGUCACGCCGGCUCGUGUCGAAUGUGCGGAGGACGACAUCACACGACAUCCGGAAAAACAGCCGUCGAGGUCGAAUUCCUCCACCUCGAGCCGAAGUCCCUCCUCGUCAAGCAGAAGAACAGCAUUGCCCCCGUCACCUACAGAACUCCGACAAGGACCGAAGAUACCCGACCAGCAGCUUCCGAGGUAUUGCAUAAUGACAUAGUGACUACAGCCCAAGUCCACAUACUAACCAACAAACAGCAACCGAUCCAGUGCCGUGCGCUCCUCGACACCGGAUCCAGCAUGAACUUCAUCACAGAAAGGCUUGCAAACAUCCUCGGAAUAAGGCAAAGGAAGUGUUCGGUCCCAAUUGGAGCUCUCGAUACAUUGAAGACGACAUCAAGGCGACUCAUAAGGGCGACGAUUACCUCCAUUGACGGCAAGUACGAAUGCACAUUGGCAUUUCUCGUCAUUCCAGCCAUAACGCACCUGAUUUCAAGUCAGCCCAUCGAUCGUUCGGCGCUUGACAUACCCAGGAAUAUCAAGCUAGCCGAUCCCCGAUUUCAUGUGCCUUCCCCGAUCGCUGUCUUAUUAAGCUCGGGCACAACUCUUUCGUCGAUGUACGUCGGACAAAUCAACCUGACGCAACCGGACGAACCGGAACUGCGCUCGCAAAAAGCACUAUUCGGCUGGGUAAUCGGGGGGAGUCCAACUUCCUCAACCGCGACAAACACUUUUCACGCAUCCACGACGGCUCCGCAAGUAGACCUUACGCGGUUCUGGGAAAUCGACGAAGGACCCCCAAUCAAACACAUCUCAGAAGCAGAGCGACGAUGCGAAGAUCAUUUCAGAGCUCACACCCGACGCACCAGCGAAGGACGAUACAUCGUCGCUCUCCCGUUCAACGAAAAUCUCUCGUCGCUCGGAUCAUCCAAGGCAUUGGCAAUGAAACGACUCGCAUCCCUCAACCGCCGAUUCCAGCGCGACAGGCGCUUUGAAGCCGAUUAUCGAGCGGUAAUCCAAGAUUAUCUAGAUCGAGGACACAUGUCAAAAAUCAGUCCUGACAACACCGACGAAGGCGGGUAUUAUCUACCACACCACGCCGUGAUCAAGGUAGCGAGCGAAACAACGAAACUCCGAGUCGUGUUCGACGGAUCCGCGGCUAGCAGCAUCGGAGUAUCAUUAAACGACACACUCUAUAGAGGGUCCAAGUUACAAGAGGAUCUAUUCAAUAUCCUGCUUAGAUUCCGUCUGCAUCAGUAUGUACUCACCGGGAACAUCGAGAAGAUGUACAGGAAAUUCCUGGUGCGAUCAGAGGACCGACAAUAUCAACAAAUCGUUUGGCGUAACAAGGAGGGGGAAAUCGAAACCUACCAACUUAACACCGUGACGUUCGGGUUAUCGGCAACUCCAUACUUGGCCCUACGGUGUCUCAAGAAGUUGGCAGACGAUGAAGGACAUCGAUUUCCACGAGCGUCAUCGGCUCUGCGACGAGACUUCUACGUCGAUGACGCCCUCACCGGAGCGGACACGAAGGAAGAGGUACUACCCCUCAGAAAGGAACUAACCGAACUUCUCCAAUCCGCCGGUUUGAACAUUCGAGAAUGGGCUUCCAACGACCAGAGCAUCCUCCAAGGGUUAUCCGAACAAGACAAAAGCCGAAGGUUACAAUUAGUUGAGUAUCAAACCCUAAAAACACUCGGCAUAUUUUGGGAUUCCAAGGACGACGCAAUACUCUACUCGGUCGAAGCUAACGCCAAGAUCUCUUGGGUUACAAAGCGAUCCAUCAGCUCGGUGAUCGCCAGAAUUUACGACUCACUAGGAUCGCUUGCGCCAGUGAUCGUUCGAGCGAAGAUUAUACUUCAACGAGUCUGGUCGCUAAAGGUCGACUGGGACGAGGCCCUGCCAGCGGAUUUGCAUUCCGAGUGGAACCGUUACUACACCAAACUAUCACUACUCAACGAGAUACGGUUCCCACGCAAGACCAUAAUAAAAACACUCAUCGAGAUUGAGCUCCACGGCUUUUGUGACGCCAGCGAAAGGGCAUACGGAGCCUGUGUCUAUCUGAGGUCUCUCGAUCGUUACGGAAACGUCCAGACACGACUACUCACUGCGAAAUCGAAGGUAGCUCCGCUCAAAACGCAAACCAUUCCACGACUUGAACUGAGUGGCGCUCUUCUACUCACGUCACUAAUUGCAAUCAUAAGGCAAGCAUUGCAUAUCGAGGUAAAGCGUACAGUUUAUUGGACGGAUUCCACCAUUGUUCUUCAGUGGAUCAAUUCGUCACCUCACACACUGAAAACAUUCGUCGCAAAUCGCGUAGCCGAGAUACAGAACAAAACUAGCUUCACAGAUUGGCGUCAUGUUCCCACCAAUGACAAUCCGGCGGGUCUGAUUUCUCGAGGACAAUCAGCCGAAGACUUCCUGCAGCCUAACAUGUGGCAAACUGGACCACGGUGGCUGCAACAACCAGAAGAAUAUUGGCCGAUGUGGAGUCCAACACGUUUAGCCAACUUACCAGAACGGAAAGCAGCAACUUGUCUCGCCACAACUCCUGUCGACAACAGCCUCUUGGACAGAUUUUCAUCGUGGACAAGAUGGGAGUCCUUAUGCCGAGGAUUCGAACUCGCGACGGGUCGUCUUCAGUUCUGGGCUUUAACGACCGUAGCUGGCUGCCUCGCCGAGGUUCUAGCUGAUUGGAAAGUAUUUGAUUCUUAA
Molecule: messenger RNA, 3510 nt
Organism: Bombus huntii
Lineage: Eukaryota; Metazoa; Arthropoda; Insecta; Hymenoptera; Apidae
Exons: 6
Coding region: 1-3510 (1169 amino acids)
Biological process (GO): DNA integration; proteolysis
Molecular function (GO): nucleic acid binding; zinc ion binding; aspartic-type endopeptidase activity
Source: RefSeq, a predicted model, not a curated record